AUGGAACCUUUAUGUAAUUUCUGUGGAGCUGCGAGGGCAGUAUUGUACUGCAAAUCAGAUUCUGCUCUUCUUUGCUUGAGCUGUGAUGGGUAUGUGCACUCGGCUAAUGCAAUAUCUCAGAGGCACCUCCGUUCAUUCAUUUGUGACCAUUGCCAUUCACAGCCUGCAGUUCUUCGGUGCAUUGAAGAUAAACUCUCUCUCUGUCAGAACUGCAGUGCCAAUGGAAAUUUAUGCUUGGAUCCUGGACAUCAUCGGCAGACACUGAGUUAUUAUUCAGGAUGUCCUACUCUUACAGAGACCUCGAGAGAAGCCAAUUUUAGGUGGGGCACACAAGGCAUGAUGCCUAUGAAUGAGAAUUGCAGUGACUGUUGGGAACCUGGACAACCUGGGUUGAUGGUAACCACCAAGCUGAAUGAGUUGGAGCCUUGUGUUUCAUCUGAACCUUGGACGGGUACAUCUUCAGUGGUUCCUCUGAAUGUGAAUUCGGUACGAUGCAGUGGAGAUAAACCAAGAUUAUACCCUGAGAACCGAAACUUGUCCAAGGGAUACUCUCCAUUGGAUGAGGUUAGCAUUUGUGAUGGUGGUGAUCUCUGUGAUGGUUUCAACAUGGAUGCUGUUGGGCUAAAUUUUGAGAACAACGAUGAGAUUUUCGGGUGCUCUCAAAGUCAUCCCAAUAUUGUUCUUGAUGAUGUGCCCAUAAAUUGCUCAUUUAUGGACAAGAACUUCUCAGUUGCUGAUUCUAAUGGUCCCAAUGAGAAUGUGAUAGAGGCAUCUUCAUCAGGGAAACAUGAGCCCGUAGCUUUUAAAUCUUCUUAUGCUGCUGGGUCUGCCGCUGUAGUGCAGGCUGUAAAUAGUGGAGCAGAUAAUAUGUUUCUAAAUCCUGGUUGCAAUAGAGACAUCAACCUAAGUUUUCCAACUGGCCAAGUCCAUUCAGGCAUGUCACUUUCAUUCUCCAACCACACCAGUGAAAGUAGUGUUGCUGAUUAUCAAGACUGUGGAGUAUCACCAGUUUUUCUGACUGCUGAAUCAUCUUGGAAUGAAAUUGUGGAGACUAGUUGCCCACAGGCAAGGGACAAAGCGAAGAUUAGAUACAACGAAAAGAAGAAAACACGAGCGUAUGUUUGGGAAACAAAUAAGAUAUGCUUCUCGUAAAGCCAGAGCAGAUACCAGAAAGCGAGUGAAAGGAAGAUUUGUGAAGGCUGGUGAAGUAAAUGACUAUGAUCCACAUGUAGAAAGAAACUGCUGAGACAGAUCAAGGGUUCUCUUUCCAUCUGCGCUCUGCAGAGAUUUUUGAUUAAGGUAUCAAUCAUCCCACCUGCAAGAAGCUCGAAACAGUCAUGUCCCUGUAUUUGAAUAACUGGGUGGGAAAAGCGUAUGGAAAUAUGGAUUCAGAAUGAUCUGUUCAGAACUUUUCCGUUGUUCAUUUGAAGGUAUAGCAUAAGAAAAUAUAAAAAAAAAUGAGAGGAAAAAAUAAAGGAAAGGAAAAUAAAAAUGAGUUCUCUUUAUAUCUAAGAAUAAGUUUGGAAGGGAAAGUUAAUAAAUCUAUCUUUUGAUAUGGAUAUAAGGCUUUCACCAGACUCUUUUUAUUUAUUUUGCUUUUCCCUUUUCUCUUGGAGUUACUUCAGAUGUUGUUGUUUUUCUGAGUGUAGACUUCAUAAAUGUUUUUUCUUUUCUUUC
Telopea speciosissima is the source of this 1677-nucleotide messenger RNA. Its product is annotated as zinc finger protein CONSTANS-LIKE 12-like. The record is from RefSeq and is a predicted model, not a curated record. Gene Ontology annotation, molecular function: protein binding; zinc ion binding. The coding region runs from base 1 to 1152 and encodes 383 amino acids. NCBI's taxonomy places the organism in Eukaryota, Viridiplantae, Streptophyta, Magnoliopsida, Proteales, Proteaceae. The transcript is spliced from 4 exons.